Alternaria alternata is the source of this 1560-nucleotide messenger RNA. RefSeq names its product concanavalin A-like lectin/glucanase. NCBI's taxonomy places the organism in Eukaryota, Fungi, Ascomycota, Dothideomycetes, Pleosporales, Pleosporaceae. The record is from RefSeq and is a predicted model, not a curated record. The transcript has 2 exons. Gene Ontology annotation, molecular function: cellulase activity. Bases 497 to 1312 code for a protein of 271 amino acids. Gene Ontology annotation, biological process: polysaccharide catabolic process.
GUAUCAGCAAGAAGAUGGAUCUUCACUGUGGAGUCUGAGCGAUUACUCAUCGUAAAGGAUUUCCCCGAGCGAGUGCUUGGCUCCGGCUUCAUAUCGCAAUUUCUUUGCGCUGACGCGUAACUACCUAGCCCUUCGAUCUGGGGCUGCAUGCGACUGUGGCUGCCUCAUGCCUUGUCGUCCAAUCCCUUCAAAGUCGGCGGAACGACCACAACUUCCACCAAUCACGGAGGCAACUUACUGAGGGGGUUACGCAUAGAAUCACAUAUCGUUCUAGGCUUGCGCUGCGAUCGGAUGCGGCGGACCUACCCGUUGAUGGUUCGUUUCGAUUACACACAUAGCGCGUUUCACCGCCUUAGUUCCCGCGCUCGGGAAAUAACACAUCAUUUGAGUCUUUUGAUAAGUAUCAGACCACGACCAUCAGGAUAGCCACAUCAAGCCACUCGUCGUCACAUUUCUCAUCCAGUCACUCGUUUACCUAUAUCACGCUCUUUCAAGAAUGCUCACCCUUGCACUUCUCAGCGCUGCGCUGGCCGCCGCUCCAGCUCUGGCAGCACCAUCUCCCCAAGGCGUCACCAUCUCCAACUCGGCGACACAGGCACCAAUCAAGAUGUGUGGCACGGCUCAGAACGUCGUUCUGACUGAUACCCCAUGGAUCGUGUACAACAUGUUCUACAACUCGGCACAAACCAAGGGAAGCAUGUGCACAGCAUACGACUCCGUAUCGACUGGUUCAGAUGGGAACAAGAAGAUCAAGUGGAGUGCGGUUACUGACAUCGAUUAUGUAAAAGCCACCGACAAUGUGCCCAAGGGUUACACUUUCGUCGGCCUGACCCAAAACCUCGAGACAAAGCUCUCCGCUAUCAAAUCAAUUCCUGCAACAUACGAAUGGACGCGCACCAAUACCACCGCCUACAAAGGCAAUAUUGCUUUCGACUUUAUGACCUCCGAUACUAAAGGCGACUCCACAUCUUCUUCCGCCCAAGAGCUCAUGCUAUGGCUUGAAUAUACUGGUGGCCAACUACCCAUCGGAUGGCCUGCUGGUGCGAAAGCCACAAUCCCCAACUUGUUCGGUACGAGCUGGAAGUUGUACCAGGGUAAGAACGAGGAUACCGGUAUUACAGUCUCAAGCUUGCUGCCUGAUAAGAUGUUUCAGAGUCCUUUCCAGGGAGACCUAAAAGAGUGGCUAGAAGCGCUUGUCAAGGUCGGUGUUUUCAAGGACAGCACUUAUGUCAACGUGGGUAAUGCAGGUACGGAGCCUUUCUACGGGAAAGCCACUGUAGAUGCUACAUUGGGUCUGCAAAUCAACCUGUAGGCUUCGUGAUGCAUUCACGAUACAGUGGUCAUCAUCGUCGAGGAUGGUCUUCGCACAUGGUAUAUGAUCAUGUGUCCACUCUCCUCUCUUUCACUUCUUUGUACCUAUUUAUAACUAGAGCAUACUAUAAGACAGCUCACAAGCUGAACCUUGCUAAAACACGAAGAACCAUCAACGCAGUUUAACUGUUCAUCCUACCACAGGCAUGGUGAAUGUUGUAGGCUUACUCAUGUUUACAGAAAUAUUAC